Pochonia chlamydosporia 170 is the source of this 432-nucleotide messenger RNA. RefSeq lists its product as hypothetical. The record is from RefSeq and is a predicted model, not a curated record. Bases 1 to 432 code for a protein of 143 amino acids. Lineage: Eukaryota; Fungi; Ascomycota; Sordariomycetes; Hypocreales; Clavicipitaceae. The transcript has a single exon. Gene Ontology annotation, molecular function: catalytic activity. Gene Ontology annotation, biological process: nucleoside metabolic process.
AUGCUUGGCAUUGGAGGUGGCAUUUCCAGCAAGAAGAAAAAUAUGCGCCUUGGCGAUGUUGCUGUAAGCAAGCCUGUGACCAAUCUGCCUGGGGUCCUGCAGUAUGACUUGAUUAAGGCUGAAGGCAGUGGCCAGGUUGUUUUGAAAGGCACCCUUGACAAGCCUCAUCCGACACAGCUAAGGGCCGUUACCUACUUGGAAGGUGAAGAAAUGAUGGAUCGCUGCCCGCUCCCCGAGAACCUAGAGUUUAUUAUGAAGAAGACUUCCAGGUUUAAGCAGCCAGAGGAGGAUGAUAUUCUAUACGAUGUAACCUUGACUCAUAUCGAAAGAGGCGAGGACUGCACUGCCUGCGAGAUGUCCGGAAUGAAGAAGAUUGUACAAAUUGACGUCAAGGACCCCGAAACGGACCCCAAGUCAGUCGCUCUUGACUAA